AUGUCUCGCCACUAUGUGGAUGAGAACAAAGUGCAAAAGCAAACAACUCAAAAGCGGCCUCCUCAGAAAUCCAGCACCUCGGCAAACAAAAGAUUGUCUCGAAUCACUUUGAAAUCAUCUGAUAAUGAAGAUAGUGUGGAUGAGAUGCUGAAUGAGAUAAUGGGUGAGAAUAUUGAUGAAGAAAGCAAUGGAAGUGAUACGGUUCAAUUCAAGAUCAGCCGUUUGGAUGAAAAUAAACGUACUGCAAAUGAGAACACCCGAGCAGAAGCAGCUGAACGUGUCAAGUUUGCUCGAGACCUUGCCUUGGGUGGAAAAACCCCUGAAGAGGUUCAAAAAUACAUUGAUGCGGUCUUUCCUCCGCCUCCACCUGUGCAAUCAACUUCCACUUCGAGCUUGACUUUUAUGUAA
Melampsora larici-populina 98AG31 is the source of this 408-nucleotide messenger RNA. RefSeq lists its product as uncharacterized. The coding region runs from base 1 to 408 and encodes 135 amino acids. The record is from RefSeq and is a predicted model, not a curated record. The transcript has 4 exons. Lineage: Eukaryota; Fungi; Basidiomycota; Pucciniomycetes; Pucciniales; Melampsoraceae.